AUGCCGAUUGAAGACAAACGCGAAAAUGAAUCAAAUGAAUCAUAUGAUCCAGAAAACGAAAAUUACAAGAUUUUGGAGAAAAGAAUUGUCAGAAAAUGUGAUAUUUAUGUACUACCAAUAUUGGCUGCAACAUACUUGCUGGGAAUCGUCGAUCUUUCAAAUAUAGGGAAUGCCAUCGUAGCUGGCUUCGACUACAAUUACCUUAAGACCACUCCAUUUUUGUUUACUCUUGCAAUGUCAGCUCAUUUCAUCGGUUAUAUAAUAUUUGAAAUCCCUUCAAACUGGGUGACAAGAAUUUUAGGAUUCAAUGUUUGGAUGCCAAUUAUAAUGGUAUGUUGGGCUGCGAUGUCUAUGUGUCAAGCUGCAUGUAAAACCGCGACUCAAUUAGGCAUUGUUAGAUUUUUAUUAGGAACAUUUGAAGCAGGAUAUCCUCCAUCCAUAGUGGGAUAUGUUGGUUUAUUUUAUUCCAAAAAAGAAGUAACCUUAAGAUAUUCCAUCUUUAUGGCUUUGAUCACUAUUGGUGGUGCUUUUAGUGGAUUUGCAUCAUAUUUUAUAGUCCAAAUAUCAGGGACUUCAUUAGCUGGUUUUCAAUGGUUAUUCAUAAUUGAAAAUAUUCCAACUAUCCUUUUGGCCUUAAUUAUUGCCCUAGUUUUGUCUCGUGGUCCCGGGAACGCCCGUUUCCUUACACCUGAGGAACGUGAAUUCGCUGUUGAACGAUUAAAAUCAGAAGGAGGUCCAAAUCAAGUUGAUCGUAGCAUCGCCAAAGCUCAAAUAAAACUUGUCUUCACUGAUUUCCUAACUUACACUCAAAUGACAUUGUUUUUAGUUAGUUCAAUUCCAUUUUAUGCUCUUAAUAUCUACCUUCCUACUUUAGUUUAUCAACUUGGUUUUAAUGAUAUUCAAGCUCAAAUAAUGACUAUUCCACCACUUCUUGUUUCAACUAUAUUUAUGAUUAUUAAUUCUUGGAUAUCUGAUAAAUACCAAGUAAGAUCUUGGAAUAUAUUAACUGGUUAUUUGUUAUCCAUCAUUGGAUUGAUAGGAAUGAUAGCAACGCAAGCCAAUGUUCCUAGUUUAUACAACUUGAGAUAUUUUUUCACAAUUCUUCUGGCAUGUGGUGCGUAUAGUGUGUUACCAAUAAUUUUCAGUUGGUGUACUUGUAAUAUUGUUGGUCAAUACAAACGAAGCACGUUGAUAGCAGUAACAUUAACUUUUGAUCAAAUUGGAGGAAUUAUCGGGAUUCUAAUAUUCCCAGCUACUGAUGCUCCUUCAUUCCUUAUGGGAAAUACCGUUUGUUUGGUUGCAAUGCUUUUUGCAUCUAUUAUUACUAUUGGGUUGAAAAUUUACUUUGAAUUAAUAAAUAAGAAACGUGAUUUGGCUAUAUUAGCUGAUCAUAAUUAUAAGUUAAGUGAUAGUGAUUUGAAGAACAGUAAAAAGAUUAGAGAGAUUGCUAUGAAAUUAGUAGAAAAAGAGCCAAUGUAUGAUGAGGUGUUGUGUGAUAGGCAUCCAAAUUGGAGAUAUAUGACCUAA
Cetraspora pellucida is the source of this 1527-nucleotide messenger RNA. Lineage: Eukaryota; Fungi; Glomeromycota; Glomeromycetes; Diversisporales; Gigasporaceae. The record is from the annotation of a GenBank genome assembly.